GGACAUGUGUGAGCAGUUUAUGGAUGUCAAUGAUAUGAUUAGAGAUGAAGAUCUUAUUGUGCAUAAAGUGCAUCCCCAUGGAAAUGGGUUAGACCAUAGAUUUUAUGCAACCUCGUCUGCACGUAACAUUCAACAAUAUGUUUCAAGCAUGGUGCCUAGUGUUGUGUCUAAAAGGCCAAGUGCAAGAGAAUUGAAUCUCCUCAAGCGAAAAGCAAAAAUAAAUUCAAAAGAUCUAACUAAAGGUUGGACUGAGGAUGGAGAUACGGAGAUGUCAUCUGCACAGAGUACAACUCCCAAGGGCCAUAGCUCAGAUUCUUUAAAUUUCAAUAAGGUUGAUGUUAUGGAUGACGAGAGCUUUGAACAUGAUGGAGAUGGCCGAUGGCCUUUCCAUAGCUUUGUUGAGCAACUCAUCCUUGAUAUGUUUGACCCUGUGUGGGAGAUUCGACAUGGUAGUGUCAUGGCUUUGAGGGAAAUUCUAACCCAUCAUGGUGCAUCUGCUGGGGUGUUUAUGCCUGACUUGAGUUCAGAUGGUGCACUAUAUGUCGAAUUGAAACACGAAGAUCAUUCAAGUUCAAUAAAGAGAGAAAGAGAAAUUGAUUUGAAUAUGCAAGUUGGGGCAGAUGAAUCAGAGCCAAAUCUCAAGAGGCUGAAGUUAGAACCAGUGUCUUGUUCAUUGAAAGAUAACAUGGCUUUUGAUGUCAAGCAAGAUGACUCUGAUGUCAGCAUAAAGAGGGAACAUUGUGGGCAUGAUUUACCUGCAGGGCAGCUCAAUGGUCAACUUGACAUUAAUUCUGUCAAGGGAGAACCUGAGUCUUGUAUUGAUGGUGUAUUGCGUCCGCCUGAAGAAGCUAUUCACUUUACAGAACCCAAGAGUUGUCAUGAAGAUAAGGGCCCCUCUAUUCCUGAUUUACUAAGAAAUCUUCCUGAAAAUUGUGAGCUGAUGAACUUGAUUAAAGUGGCUAGGCAUUCUUGGCUUAGGAACUGUGAAUUUCUUCAACACUGUGCAAUUCGGUUCUUGUGUGUGUUAUCUCUAGACCGUUUCGGGGAUUACGUUUCUGAUCAAGUUGUUGCUCCAGUAAGGGAAACUUGUGCUCAAGCACUUGGUGCUGCUCUUAAAUACAUGGGUCCUUCGCUAGUUCAUGAAACAUUAAAUAUCUUGCUUCAAAUGCAGCGUAGACCAGAGUGGGAAAUUCGCCAUGGAAGUCUUUUGGGUAUUAAGUAUCUAGUUGCAGUUAGACAGGAGAUGCUGCAUGAUUUGCUAAGCUGCAUUCUCCCUGCAUGUAAAGCUGGGUUGGAGGACCCUGAUGAUGAUGUACGGGCAGUUGCUGCGGAUGCCUUGAUACCUGCUGCAGCCUCCAUUGUCGCUUUAAAGGGUCAAACAUUACAUUCCAUCAUCAUGCUGCUCUGGGAUAUUUUACUUGAUUUGGAUGAUCUAAGUCCAUCCACUAGCAGUGUUAUGAAUCUGUUGGCAGAAAUCUAUUCACAGGAAGAGAUGAUUCCUAAAUCAACAGAGAAACAGAAUUUUGAUCUAAAUGAAGUGGUUCAUGUUGAUGAUAGUGGAGAAGGAAAAGAUCUGCAGGAAAGUCCUUAUAUGUUAUCUAUGUUGGCACCACGAUUAUGGCCUUUUAUGAGGCAUAGUAUAACAUCAGUCAGACAUUCAGCUAUUCGCACCUUGGAACGACUUCUCGAAGCUGGAUACAAAAAGAAUACUUCUGAGCCCUCUGAUGGUUCCUUUUGGCCAUCAUUUAUUUUGGGUGAUACCUUUAGAAUUGUCUUUCAGAACCUGCUACUUGAAUCAAAUGAAGAAAUUUUGAGGUGUUCUGAGAGGGUAUGGAGGCUGCUGGUUCAGUGCCCGGUUGAGGACUUGGAAGAAGCUGCAAGGUCAUUUAUGUCUUCAUGGAUAGAACUUGCAACUACUCCUUAUGGCUCAGCAUUAGAUGCUACAAAAAUGUUUUGGCCUGUAGCUCCUCCUCGAAAAAGUCAUUUUAGAGCAGCGGCUAAAAUGAAAGCUGUGAAGCUCGAAAAUGAGUCCUGUGGAAAUGUGGUUUUUGAUGCUGUGAAAGCUACUGUCCCAGAGGAAAGAAAUGGUGAUGCUUCCACCAAUUCAGUUAAGAUAAUUGUUGGUUCCGAUGUGGAAAUGUCGGUAACUAAUACUCGAGUUGUUACGGCAUUGGCUUUGGGAAUCUUUGCCUCUAGGUUGCGUGAAGGUUCUGUGCAAUUUAUAGUAGAUCCAUUGUGGACAGCCCUUGCAUCUUUAUCGGGGGUCCAGCGUCAGGUGGCAUCUAUGGUUCUCAUCUCUUGGUUCAAGGAGAUUAAAAACAGAGGCCUAACUGACAACCAAGGAUUUAUACCCAUUGUCCCUGAUCAUCUCAAAAAAUGGUUGCUGGAUUUAUUAGCAUGUUCUGAUCCAGCAUUCCCUACAAAAGAUAUGCUUCUUCCUUAUGCUGAGCUUUCAAGAACGUAUACUAAAAUGCACAAUGAGGCUAGUCAGUUGUUACGUGCUGUUGAGUCAUCUGGUUUUGCAAAUGCGUCGGCAACAACUAAAAUUGACUUGGAAAACCUGAGUGCAGAUGAUGCUAUCAGUUUUGCAUCUAAACUGUCACCGCUGAGUAAUGAUGCUGUUGAGAAUGAAUCAACGAGAAGGCAUGUCGUUGAAGAUAUUGAAUCGUGCAAACAACGGGUUUUAACAACUUCAGGCUAUUUAAAAUGUGUUCAGAAUAAUUUGCAUGUUACAGUGUCCUCAUUAGUUGCCGCUGCUGUGGUCUGGAUGUCAGAGCUUCCUGCACGACUUAAUCCAAUUAUUUUGCCUUUGAUGGCUUCAAUUAAGAGAGAGCAGGAAGAAAUACUACAACAGAAGACUGCUGAUGCACUUGCGGAGCUUAUUUCUCAUUGUAUUACUCGCAAGCCCGGCCCAAAUGAUAAGUUAAUUAAGAAUAUUUGUAGCUUGACUUGCAUGGAUCCUUCUGAGACACCUCAAGCCAGAGUCAUCAGUUCUCUGGAGGUUAUUGAUGAUCAGGAUUUCCUCACCUUUGGGAGCACUGCAGGGAAACAAAAGUCAAAGGUUCCCAUGCUAGCUGGUGGUGAAGACCGGUCAAGGAUUGAGGGCUUUAUAAGUAGAAGAGGGUCUGAGCUUGCAUUAAAGCAUUUGUGUGAGAAGUUUGGUGCUUUUUUAUUUGACAAGCUUCCCAAACUGUGGGAUUGCCUUACUGAGGUUCUUGUGCCUGGUAGAAAUCUUUUUAGAAACUAUAAGAAUUAUAAAGGUCGGAGUGAUGACAAGUAA
Messenger RNA from Carica papaya (papaya), 3280 nucleotides. Lineage: Eukaryota; Viridiplantae; Streptophyta; Magnoliopsida; Brassicales; Caricaceae. The record is from RefSeq and is a predicted model, not a curated record.